UGCUGCUGGACUUUGGCGUGGACUCAUCUGGCACAUGGACGAGAUGUUUCCUUUUGUUCUUUUAAAUGUCAUUACAGAUUUGGAGUUUGGGAUUUUUAUGUUGUUUUUCUGCAGUUGAUUUGUUAAAUCCCGGAAACGGACAGCAUCACUUUUUUUCUGUCUUACAGACACUCUGCCUUGUAGUUCACACACUGUUCUCUGGUCAUCUAUAGAACCGGGAAAAGGACCGGAGACAAAAUAUAAACAGAUUUAUUCAAAAAAAAAAAAAAGGAAAGAAAAAGAAAAGAAAUAAAGAAAAUAAGCAGAAGCUUGUUUUAGAGCUUCCGGAUCGGGAUCUUGGAGCAUCGUUUGACGUGAAAUCUUUUGAAAAUCCUUAGCUGCGUGUGUACGUGUGUGUGAGUCCGAAAGUGUGUAUGCGCGCGCAAAGCGUUGCUAUUUAACACACACACACAUAUACACACACAUAUACAUACACAAUCGACCGCGAGAGAGCGAGAAACACACACACACGCGCGCGCGCACCAGCGCGGAGUUUCACGGAGUACCCGCGUGCAGCGCGCACGUCCCCGGAUUGUCGUUCUCCGUGCCCGGAAAAGGCAGUAUGAGCGCGGUGCAUGCGUGUCCGUCACCACCGGCUCUCCUGAGUCCAUAAGCGAAGGACAGAAAGUGUGUUGUGGACCCAGAGACACACACAUACAUACACACACACACACACACACACACAGAGACAGAAAGAGCGAGAGAAUUAAAGUCCUGCUUGGAUGUGUACUAUGCCAGAAUGGGUCCGCUAGCGUGGCUCAUCCUCUGCGGAUUAUUGCACUCUCAGGCUGGGGGAUCUCGUCUGCGGCAGGAGGACUACCCGCCCCGCAUCGUAGAGCAUCCCUCUGACCUGAUCGUGUCCAAGGGCGAACCCGCCACCCUCAACUGCAAGGCCGAGGGGCGACCCAUUCCCACCGUGGAGUGGUACAAGGACGGCGAGAGGGUCGAGACAGACAAAGACGACUCUCGUUCGCACCGCAUGCUGCUGCCCACCGGCUCCCUCUUCUUCCUGAAAAUAGUCCACGGACGCCGGAGCAAACCGGACGAAGGCGCCUACGUCUGCGUGGCUCGCAACUACCUCGGAGAAGCCGUGAGUCGUAAUGCCUCCCUGGAAGUAGCAUUGCUGAGGGAUGACUUCAGACAGAACCCCACAGACGUGGUGGUGGCGGCAGGAGAACCGGCCAUCUUGGAGUGUGUUCCACCUCGAGGUCACCCCGAGCCCACUACUUACUGGAAGAAGGACAAAGUUCGGAUCGAUGACAGAGAUGACAGGAUUAAGAUUCGAGGAGGCAAGCUGAUGAUCACAAACACUCGGAAGAGUGAUGCAGGCAUGUACGUGUGUGUGGGAACCAACAUGGUGGGAGAACGAGACAGUGAGACUGCUCAGGUCACGGUGUUCGAACGGCCCACGUUCCAGCGCAGGCCGAUAAACCAGGUGAUCCUGGAGGAGGAAGCAGUGGAGUUUCGUUGUCAGGUGCAUGGAGAUCCUCAACCCUCCGUCCGCUGGAGGAAAGACGACGUGGACGUACAGCGUGGAAGGUACGAUAUCAGGUUUGAUAAGGAGGAGCAUGUGUUGAGGAUAAAGAAGGCGUCAACGGCCGACGAAGGAACCUUCACCUGCGUAGCGGAGAACCGUGUGGGUAAAAUGGAGGCCUCUGGGACUCUCACAGUGAGAGCUCGCCCUGUGGCGCCACCGCAGUUCGUGAUCCGACCACGGGACCAGAUCGUGGCUCAGGGUCGUACGGCGACGUUUCCAUGUGAGACCAAGGGGAAUCCUCAGCCUGCUGUGUUCUGGCAGAAGGAAGGCAGCCAGAACCUGCUGUUUCCCAACCAGCCGCAACAACCCAACAGUCGCUUCUCUGUCUCGCCCAGCGGAGAUCUGACCAUCACGGGCGUGCAGCGAGCAGACGGAGGCUACUACAUCUGCCAGGCGCUGACGGUCGCUGGCAGCAUCCUCGCCAAAGCUCAACUGGAAGUAACAGAUGUGCUGACAGACAGGCCACCGCCAAUCAUCCGCCAAGGCCCAGCCAAUCAGUCCCUGGGUGUGGACAGUGUAGCUCUGUUAAAGUGCCAAGCAUCUGGAGAACCUGUUCCCACCAUCAGCUGGCUGAAGGAUGGUGUGAGUCUGCUGGGUAAAGAUCCUCGCAUGUCCUUGCAGGAGCUUGGCAGCCUUCAGAUCAAGAACAUAAGGCUUUCCGAUUCUGGGAUCUACACCUGUGUGGCCGCUAGCUCGAGUGGCGAAACGUCAUGGAGCGCCUUCCUGGAAGUGAAAGAAUCUGGUGGUAUGGUGUUGAUCAAGAACAGAGAAAAUGUAGAACUUCCUGGUCCACCCUCCAAACCUCAGGUCACUGACGUCACCAAGAACAGCGUGUCUCUGUCCUGGCAGCCGGGCCUGGCUGGAGGCUCGCCCAUCACUUCAUAUGUGAUCGAAGCAUUCAGCCAAUCUGUGAGUAACAGCUGGCAGACGGUAGCUGAUCACGUUAAAACCACCCAGUUCACUGUUAAAAGCCUUCGACCCAACACCAUCUACCUGUUCAUGGUGCGUGCUGUCAACACACAGGGCCUAAGUGACCCCAGCCCCAUGUCUGAACCAGUACGAACCCAAGACAUCAGUCCUCCAGCAAAGGGUAUAGAUCACAGGCAUGUACAGAAAGAGCUGGGUGAGGUCAUCAUCCGACUACACAACCCCGUGGUCCUCAGCCCCACCACCAUUCAGGUCACCUGGACCGUGGACCGCCAGUCUCAGUUCAUCCAGGGAUACAGAGUUUUGUACAGGCAGGUGUCGGGGCUGUCAUCGCCGGGGCCUUGGCUGACCCAGGACGUGAAGGUUUCUUCUGAGAGGACCAUCAUGCUCUCCUCGCUGAAAAAAGGCAUCGUGUACGAGGUCAAAGUCCGACCGUACUUCAACGAGUUCCAGGGAAUGGACAGUGAAUCGAAGACGGCGAGGACGAGCGAAGAACCUCCCAGCGCUCCCCCGCAGCAGGUGACGGUCCUCACAGUGGGAAAUCAGAACAGCACCUCCAUCAGCAUCUCCUGGGACCCGCCUCCUUCUGAACAUCAGAACGGCAUCAUACAGGAGUACAGGAUCUGGUGUUUGGCAAACGAGACACGUUUCCAUGUCAAUAAAACGGUGGAUGCGGCGAUUCGCUCGGUGGUGGUGGGCGGGCUGCAGGCGGGGCUGCUGUACCGGGUGGAGGUGGCGGCCAGCACCAGCGCAGGAGUGGGAGUGAAGAGCGAACCUCAUCCCAUCAUCAUCGGUAAAGACUUCCGAGAUGUGAUUGUGAGUGGAGACAAGAAUAACAGCAUUACAGAGCAGAUCACGGACGUGGUGAAGCAGCCGGCGUUCAUCGCGGGGAUCGGAGGAGCGUGCUGGGUCAUCCUCAUGGGCUUCAGCAUCUGGCUCUACUGGAGGAGGAAGAAGAGGAAAGGACUCAGUAACUACGCCGUUCAGUCGUUCACCUUCACCCCGGCAGUGACGUUCCAGCGAGUUGACGGAGGCUUGAUGAGCAACGGAAGUCGUCCUGGUAUCCUAAAUGCCGGAGAGGCGAGCUAUCCUUGGCUAGCAGACUCCUGGCCGGCCACCAGCAUGCCUGUUAACAGCAGCUCUGGAGGACCCAGCGACCUCGGGAACUUCGGACGUGGAGAUGUCAUGCCUGCAGGCCAGACAGAUAAAACCAGUACCAUGAUGUCUGACGGCGCCAUCUACAGCAGCAUUGACUUUAGCACUAAGACAGGAUUUGGCAGCGCCAGCCCGGCAUUACAGGCCACUCCGUACGCCACCACACAGAUCCUCCACUCCAACAGCAUCCAUGAGCUGGCGGUGGAUCUGCCCGAGGCUCAGUGGAAGAGCUCGCUGCAGGCCAAACAGGAAAUGACCAACCUGGGCUACUCAUUACCCGAUAAGAACUCCUGCAACAACACACUCCUUUUCAUUCCUGACUACCGAUUGGCUGACGGGUUGUGUAAUAGAAUGCCGCACAACCAAUCACAGGAUUUCAGCACCACCAGCUCCCACAAUAGCUCAGAGCGGAGCGGCAGUCUGUCAGGUGGAAAAGGAGGGAAGAAGAAAAAGACCAAAGUAGGAGCCAAACCCACGAAGACCAAUGGCUCCAGCUGGGCAAACGUCCCGUUACCUCCUCCUCCUGUCCAUCCGCUACCGGGCACCGAGCUGGAGCACUACAGCACCGAGCACCAUGAAGGAGGAGGCUAUGACAGUGAUGGGUGGGGUCACCCUCUGCCCGUGCAGACGUACCUGCACCAGGGAGUGGAGGAUGAGCUGGAGGAGGAAGAGGAGCGUGUCCCGACCCCGCCCGUCCGUGGCGUGGCAUCAUCUCCCGCAGCCAUGUCCUUCGGGAAGCAGUCCACGGCCACGCUGACUCCAUCCCCUCGAGACGAGGCACAGCCCAUGCUGCAUGCACAUCUGGAUGAGCUGGCGAGGCAGUACCAGCUGGACAUGGCCAAGCAGACAUGGCACAUGCAGGGAGGCCCAUAUCCUCCUCAAGCCCCUGCUCCUCCCAUAGGCUACAUGUCCAGUACCCUCAUGUCCGACAUCGAGACGGAUCUCCCUGACGACGACGAGGACGACGAUGAGGAGGAGGAAGAGGAAGAUGAAGGUUAUGAGAUGUCUCCACCACCGCUCCGGGGCAUGGAACACACACCUGGAUCCAGCAUGGACAACUUAGACAGCUCGGUAACAGGCUCCAUGGUGAACGGGUGGGGCUCUGCAUCGGAGGAGGAUGAACGUCCCUUUUCCAGCCACAGGUCCAGUGCAGGGAGCUCCUCCGACGGCUCCCUGUUCACCCACUGCAGCUUUGCUCGUGCGCUGGCAGCGGCCGCUGAUAAAGCAGGCUACCGCCUGGAUGGCACCAGCCUCACCAAGAGAGAUCAAUGCCUGGCACUGAGACCUCGUCCCGCCAGUCCGUUCUCUACAGAUGGCAGCACUAUGGGAACGCACAGCCUCGGCCACGUACGGGCGGCGCGGCCCGCUCGCAAAAACAGAGGACCGGGUACGGCUGUGCACCGCAGGGAUACUAGUGCUGAUGACCUACCUCCACCUCCAGAACCACCUCCUUGUCAGGGCCUGCGUGUCCAGGGCCCGAGGAGCGUAGGUAAUGUCGGCAGCCCUGGUGAGCGGAAGGCUUCUUCUCUGGAGAGGCACCAUAUGGGAGGCCGUGACGAGGUGAAGAGCUCUCUGGAAAGACAGACUCGUACAUCUCUGGAGCGCCACAGACACGGCCAAGAAAGACUUGGUUCUAUGGAGAGAGCAGAAGAGGCCAGGAGAGCACAGAAGAAUGGCACUGCUUCAGACGAAGCCAUGCCACCCUAUAGCAAACCAUCAUUCCCAUCUCCUGGGGGUCACAGUUCAUCUGGAACCACAUCCUCCAAAGGAUCGACGGGUCCUCGUAAAGGAGAGGGGUCACGAGGUCAGCACCAGCGCUCCAACACCGAGCAAGGUGACUCCGGAUAUGCCGGGACUAACGGCCAGGGACAGUUCUCCGGAGAGUUAUAGUGCGAAGCCGUGGAUUAAAGCUGGAAUUAAAAAAAAGAAAUAAAAACGCUUUUUCCUGCCCCGGAGUCGACUCGGAGAUCCGCUCGGUGCGACAGACUCGUACAGCGCAUCAGAAGGAGGAACCGACCGCCAAGACGGUUGAAGACAGAAACAGCGUGAUGUAAAUGUGAUGUAAAGACGGACAGUCCCGCGAUGUUGAUUUGAUGUUUUCUGUCCUUUUUUCAAGAACAAAUGAAAUAAUUUUAAACACUUCAAUACUGACAGCCAUUCAUCCAGAAAAGAAGAAGAAAAAAUGUUUAAAAAAAAAAAAAACACAAAGAAGAAUCUGAUUUUGAGUCCUUCAGUGAAAUGGGGGGGGGGGGGGAGAAAUCCUGUAAAUAUGACAUUUCUCAUCGAAAAUCGUUAUUGCAUCGCUAUGCAAGCAGGAUUCCGUUUGCUCACUUUCUCACUGUUUUUUAUUUGUAAUAUAUGUGAAUUGGAAUUUGACAUUUUGGAAGGCUGUGGUGCCAUAAAGAGUUCAUGGAUUUCUCUGUCCAUCCAUCUAACUAUCCAUCCGUCUGUCCGUCCAUCCGUCCGUUGUUUUUCCUUUAUUGUUGUUGUUGUUAGUAGAAUGAUUUUCUUUUGCACUGCAAUUUUUGGUGAAAAGCACAAAAAAAAAUUCAUGGACAUGAAGCACUGGGGAGAGGAGAUUCUAUGACUAGGAGGAGUUGGAGAAGUUGUCGUACUGUAACUAGAGAAAAAGAAAAAAACUCGCAUAUAGCCAUGUACAGAGAUAUAAUAAAGUAUGCUUGUGUGUUCGGUGCAGGAGAUAAGAGGCAGGGUUGCACGCUGUGGGGUUCGGUUCUCCUGAGACGACGACGAAGGGACGGGAAAUAUGUUUGAAAAAUAAUAAAAAAAAGAGUACAAAAAAGCUUUCCAAAAAGUGCACCAAUAUACAGCUAAAACAUUAUGAACACCUGCCUAAUACACGUGACCUUAAGACGCCGAGGCAUGAACCGUGCAAGACGUCUGAAGGUGUGCUGUGGGUUCUGGCACCGAGACGUCUUGUUAGUCAUGAGGUGGAGCCUCCAUGGAUCAGAUACUUUUCCCACAGACCAUUGAUCAGAUUGAGAGAUGAAGCAUUUGGUCCUCAAAACAUUCCUGAACAUUGUAGCAUGGAGUUAUUUCCUUCUGAAAGACACCUCUGCUGUUAGGGAAUAAUGCUGCCAUGAUGCCUGGUCCUCAUUUACAGUAUAAGGAGGUUGCAGUUUAGUUGAUUUACUAAUCAGAAGGUUGUAAGUUCAAACCCCAGGACCGCCAAUCUGCCACGGCUGGGCCCCUGAGCAAGGCCCUUAAACCUCAUGUGUAAUAGUAAUCAGUGUGCAGGUAGUUAGCAUGUGUACUACUGACAUCCAUCUGAAAGCCCAGAGCAGUAUGGACUUCUCUGACUCAUCUGACCAGGUGAACAUCUAACCCUUGUUCCAGGGUCUGAUUCUGAAUCUCUUGUGCACCUUUUAGGUGCUUGUGAUCAUAGACAGGUUCAUCAUGGACACUCUGGUGCACCUGAUCUGCAGCUUCACACCUCUGUACUCUGUGCACUGUAUAGUGGGACACUUUCUUGUGAACAUUCAGAUCAGAUGAGAGAGAACUUGCAUCUAUGAGCCUUUCUCCAGUCAGUGGUUUGACCAGGAGCAGCCGCUAGCCUCGCUGUUUCAGAGCUAGUCCGAGCCCCAGACGCUCAGGUCUUUACACCUGGAUCCGAACAUCCACUGUUCAUUUACUGUUCAGUUAUAAUGUCCCUGAAUUACAUUCAUCAACAGUAUUAACUUUGGCAGUGAAGCUGCUCAUAGUGUUUUAGCUCAUUGGUGUUUUAUAACAGAAUGAAUGGCUUUGCGUCACGUAACACUCGUCCUUCACUCUUUUCUUGUGUAUGACACGUUAUUUAUUCUCUCUCUCUCUCUCUCUCUCUCUCUCUCUCUCUCUCUCUCUCUCUCUCUCUCUCUCUCUCCCUCUCUCUCUCUCUUCAGUUUUCAUGCUAAUUACGAUCACGACAUUUUUUCGUCCUGUUUAUUUUGUCUCCUCGCCUGAAAGAUGGAUCACCGAGCACUUAAAACACGAGCGAUUUUAAGCCAUAUGAACAAGAAUAACGUGGGUUUCUUCUCUGAAAUCAUACACAUCUCCUGUUUUAGUGCUUUUUCUAAACAAACCGCCGGCGUUGUAGAACACACGAACUCAUGAAGAACGCGUCUCUUCGCAGCCGGAGAGCCAAUUAGAACGGCUUUUUUGUGAAUAUUUUUAUUUGUAUUUUUAUUUCGGUGUACGUGUUAAAACACUAAAUUAUUACACGUUAGUCUUACAAAUAAAUUGCGAGUUUAAAAAAAAAAUCCAUUAGAGAUGACGAAAGACUAACGCUGAUGAAUUGUUUUAUAAACAAUAUUUAUUCCUUAAUUUUAGUUUUAAAGCACUUAUUAUUUUUAUUUUCUAAGUUACAUCCGAUAUGACGACGGCGACGAUGAUGAUGAUGACGACGAUACCGAAGACCGUAUUCCAGCUGGGGCUUCAUUUAUACAGAGAAUCGUCGCUCCAACGUGUAUGCAUGCGGAUUAGCGGCUCGUAGGUCUGCGAUUAACGUAACAUAACGUAACUUAACACAUUAGCAUGCUUGUGCGUUUGCUAACAACGUACAGUGUAGAUCCUAUGAUAUCACGAUCACGAUGCACACUCGAGUAGCCACGAUGUUACUCAACCAACCACGUGCCGGCGAAUCUAACGGCCGAUCUGUCGCUGCCGACCGACCUCGGCAUUACCGUUAGUUCUUUUUAUCUUUCACUUUUUUAAUUAUUUCCUGUUUUCUUUUUUUUGUUUGUUUUUGGGGAAUUAAUUUAUGUAAAAUUGUAAAAAAAAAAAAAAAUUUUUUUUUACUGUUAAGCCUUCAGAAGACUAAUCUGGUACAAUGACUGUUUGUUUUUUUCUGUUGUACAAACUUUCUCUGACUGACUGUUGUGUCCCGUCACGUUUACGUUGCUCUCAGAACGCCAUGUUUUCCGUAUUUUAGCGCCCGGUUAUUUGGAAAAAUGAGGUGCAGAGAGUAUCUCAGGUUAUUUUACAUCUAUUUUGGUGGUGUCCUGUGUGUGUGUGUGUGUGUGUGCGCGCAUGUGUGUGUGUGUGUGUGUGCGUGUAUAUAUGUGUAUAUAUUCAUACGUAUCCUCACGCAGACGGCCAUCUUUCGAGUUCGCUAAUGAAAUUUUUUCUCAGUGUAUCUGAUGGGCUUCUGUUUUUUUUUUUUUUUAUUAUUAUUAUUUUUUUUAAUUCCUUUUCUUUUCUUUUCAUUUCCUCCUGAUCACAGUGGAAUGCCAUCGCCUUGUGGUGUCAUCAGAAAAUGUGCCGGUUCACUUUAUGUCCAUAAAAACUGAAAAAAAGAUGUCAGUUACAGAAACAUACCAAAAUUAAUAUUGAUAUUUCUAACGUCUAAUGCAUUUAAUGUCUUUUUUAAUGCUAAUGUAUUUUUUUCUCUUUAAAAAAAAAAAUGAAUAAAAGGAACAUUGUUGUUGUUUUUUUGUAUUUAUUAAAAUAAUAAAGGUAUAUUGUGAAAAAUGCAUAAAAAAAAAUUGUGUAAUAUGAAACGUUUGUCACCUUUUGCCUUUUUUCGUUAUUAUUAUAAUUUUUUUGAAUUAUUGUUAUUUUUAAUCUAUAUUUCUCGGCCGUGGCAACCGACGUGAGACGCCACGUUAUUUUGUGACCCUGCUGCUUCCUCGUUCGCGUCAGCCGUAUAAAGAAAAGAAAAACUUGAAAAUUGAAACGUUAUCCUUUGUUUUUUAGAAGGAUCCGCCAUGUUCUUCUUGCUCUUCCUCUUCCUCGUCUAGAGAUUGACAAGUUUCUUAUUCAUGUGUGUUGCCUUUGUUUACUAAAAAAAAAUAGGAGGUAUAAAAAACAAGAAAGAAAGAACAGGAAAAUGUGAAAAAAAUGUCAGGCGACACUCUCUCUCUCUCUCUCUCUCUCUCUCUCUCUCUCUCUCUCUCUCUCUCUCUCUCUCUCUCUCUCUCUCUCUCUCUCUCUAUCUCUCUCUCUCUUU
Molecule: messenger RNA, 9599 nt
Organism: Tachysurus vachellii
Lineage: Eukaryota; Metazoa; Chordata; Actinopteri; Siluriformes; Bagridae
Gene: robo2
Product: roundabout, axon guidance receptor, homolog 2 (Drosophila)
Exons: 31
Coding region: 779-5548 (1589 amino acids)
Biological process (GO): axon guidance; cell-cell adhesion
Cellular component (GO): plasma membrane; axon
Molecular function (GO): protein binding
Source: RefSeq, a predicted model, not a curated record